This is a messenger RNA of Cuscuta europaea, 2182 nucleotides long. The record is from the annotation of a GenBank genome assembly. NCBI's taxonomy places the organism in Eukaryota, Viridiplantae, Streptophyta, Magnoliopsida, Solanales, Convolvulaceae.
CAACUCCUCAGUCUUUUUUCUUCCUAAACCUUCCACCUUAAAAUGUCUAACAUUCAUCCACUCAGAAUUCACUGCCUGUUGUCUCCUAAUCAACGCCACAUCUCUCAAACUUCUGCCCGUUUGCCUCCCCAAACUCGCUGCUUCAGUUUCAGCGGUCGCCCUGUGCCCAUAUCACUCCGGCGGAAUGUUGACCUUCUUCCUCGAGCCGAAGACGAAGCCAGAGGCUCUUCACUUUCCACUCAAGAAUCGUCUCAACCUCCGGAAUGUACACCUUCCUCUGAAGCAUGUGAUCCACUGUGUUCUGUUGAUGAAACGAGCUUGCAAGAUUCUGAACCCAGUUACUAUUCAAAGAUAGAUUUACUUAAAGCUCUUUCAGUUUUUGCCGCAGCAGCUACAGGAGCUGUGGCUAUAAAUCAUUCUUGGGUUGCUGCAAAUCAGGUUUCUUAUUCUUGUGUCCUGAAUCAUUCAUUUCUUACGGUUGUGUUUGGAACCCGAAAAUGGUAGAGAAUGGAAAUUAAUGGUUCCAAACAAAUCCUACAAUCAAUUUCCCUUUCAAAAUUUCUUGUUGGGUUGAUCAGAUAUCCUACUUCAGGAUAUUGCAAUGUCAUUGUUGUUUGCGAUAGGAUAUGUUGGCAUAAUAUUUGAAGAGUCUCUUGCCUUCAAUAAGAGCGGGGUAGGGCUUCUUAUGGCUGUUAGCUUGUGGGUUGUGCGGAGCAUUGGGGCCCCUUCAACUGAUGUAGCACUUUCAGAGCUAUCGCAUGCUACUAGUGAAAUUAGUGAAAUACUGUUCUUUCUGCUUGGUGCCAUGACAAUUGUAGAGAUAGUUGAUGCUCACCAGGGUUUUAAGUUGGUUACAGAUAACAUUACUACUCGCCAGCCAAAAUAUCUGCUUUGGGCGGUAGGUUUCCUGACCUUUUUUCUUAGUUCAAUCCUUGACAACCUAACAACUACAAUUGUGAUGGUGUCCUUGUUAAGGAGGUUGACACCUCCAUCAGAAUAUCGGAAACUUCUUGGUGCGGCUGUGGUGAUUGCUGCAAAUGCUGGCGGAGCAUGGACUCCAAUUGGUGAUGUUACAACCACUAUGCUUUGGAUUCAUGGUCAAAUAACCACACUACCAACAAUGAAGGGGCUAUUUUUGCCAUCAUCAAUCUCUCUAGCUGUUCCAUUAGCUUUAAUGUCUCUGGCGAGUGAAGUGAAUGGGAAGGAACAUAAUCCUGCAGAAGACGUUUUGGCUACUGAAAAGAUGGCCCCACAGGGACAGCUUGUUUUAUUUGUUGGAAUAGGUGCUUUAGUUUUUGUACCAGUAUUCAAGGCCUUAACAGGGUUGCCCCCUUACAUUGGUAUGCUUCUUGGGCUUGGGGUGCUUUGGAUCCUAACUGACGCUAUUCACUAUGGUGAAUCUGAAAGACAGCAUUUAAAAUUGCCGCAAGCUUUGUCACGCAUCGAUACUCAGGGAAUUCUUUUUUUCCUUGGAAUCCUUCUCUCGGUGAGCAGCCUUGAGGCAGCAGGUAUUUUGAGAGAAGUGGCAAAUUACCUUGACACCCAUGUUCAAAAUGUUGAGCUUAUUGCAAGUGCGGUAGGGGUGGUAUCUGCAAUUAUAGACAAUGUUCCACUGGUUGCAGCCACAAUGGGGAUGUAUGACCUCUCCUCCUUUCCUAAAGAUUCAGAAUUCUGGCAGCUGGUAGCAUAUUGUGCUGGUACAGGUGGGUCCAUGUUGAUUAUAGGCUCUGCAGCUGGAGUUGCUUUUAUGGGGAUGGAGAGAGUUGACUUCUUUUGGUAUCUCAGGAAGGUCAGUGGAUUUGCUUUUGCUGGUUAUGCUGCUGGAAUUGCUGCAUAUCUGGCUGCUCACAAUCUGAACCUUUCUGAAGUUCCUUUCAUUCCUGGUUCAUGAAUUGAUUACUGAAGGAUACCAACGACUCAAUUGUGUAGGCAAAAUCUCCACCUGAUGGGAAGCAAAUUUUCCAUGGGAAAGUCUUUGCUUGAAGAUUAAAGAGGCAAAUGAUGUUGAUCAAAUGAUCACUACACUCCUUUAUUUAUUUAUAUUGGGUAAAAACUAUACCUUUUUUUAGUUGUACAAGAUUCUACAUGAAAAAAUGUAUUUUUGCCAACAGCAGAUUGAACUUUUCCAAGCACUCUAUUGUUCAUGAAUUAUGUACGUUGAUGAUGUACAAUAAUAUGUUUA